CGGCCUCCGUCCUUCCGCCGCCGGCACGGAGCUUGAGGCCGAAUCGGGCGUUCCGGCCCGCAGAAUUAGAGAAUAAAAAUGGGGACUCCUGGAUCAGGACGGAAGAGAACUCCAGUGAAAGACAGAUUUUCCGCAGAAGAUGAAGCUCUGAGUAGCAUUGCCAGAGAGGCUGAAGCCAGACUUGCAGCAAAACGGGCGGCUCGAGCAGAAGCAAGAGAUAUACGUAUGAGAGAGCUGGAGAGGCAGCAAAAAGAGUUUUCUCAUCAUUCAUAUGAUACAAAAUGGGCUCAUAUCCACAAAUGGAUGGAAGAUUCAGAGAGGGCCAGGUAUUCUCACCGGUCCAGUCGACAUUCAUAUUUGAGUCCUUUGGAUAGCAGUGGGUCUCACAGGAGCAGAGCAAGUACCACCAGAAGGAGAGAUCUUGUGUAUGACAGUGCUAAGGAUAGACCUGCAAGAUACUCAGUCCCUAGUCAUGCUUACGGUGAAUCUCAUAGUACAAAGAAGAAAACUACUUAUUCCCGUAAAGACUUAUUGAGUGGACUUUACCAUGAUCAGAGAAAUUAUAGCAGCCUUAGAUAUAGCAAACCAACUCCUUCCUACCAUACUCGGUCGUCUUCUCUAUACAGUGAUCCUGUGGCAACAACUAGGAGUUACAGGGUGUCUCCUUCUGUAAACACUGGUUUGAUAAGAAGUAUCAGUUUGGCAUCUUUGAGUGGUGAUGGAUUACGUAGCUCAUGUAGUUCUUGCACUCCAUCUGAAUACAGUUGGUAUUCUUCAAGAGCAAGCUCAAUUCGAAGUAGUCCUGUGUCCUCUGAUUUUUCUGAUAAAAGUGAAACUGCUGCUGACUAUUUCAGUCGCUCCAACCGCAGGGGAAGCGUUGUUUCUGAUGCAGAUGAUGUCCAAGGUUUGAAUAGUCUGGAAGAAAAGAGUGAAAAAUCACAUUCAGAAAUUUUUUCAAGGCCAUCGUCUCGCAAUUCAAUUCCUCUGAGUGGCAACUCAUCUAGGAGAGGAAGUGGAGAUACAAGCAGUUUAUUGGAUCCUGAUGCCUCCCUCAGUGAAUUACGGGAUAUCUAUGAUCUUAAGGACCAGAUACACGAUGUAGAGGGGAGAUACAUGCAGGGACUUAAAGAACUGAAGGAUUCACUAUCUGAAGUUGAAGAGAAGUACAAGAAAGCUAUGGUUUCCAAUGCUCAACUAGACAAUGAGAAAAACAACUUGGUGUACCAAGUGGAUACUCUAAAGGAUGUCAUUGAGGAGAAAGAAGAGCAAAUAGCUGAGUACUACAGGGAAAAUGAAGAGAAGUCAAAGGAAUUGGAAAGACAGAAACACACGUGCAGUGUUCUACAGCACAAGCUGGAUGAACUUAAAGAGGGCCUUCGACAAAGAGACGAAUUGAUAGAGGAGAAUCAACGCAUGCAGCAGCAUAUAGAUUCCAUAACCAAAGAGGUGUUUGAUCUCCAGGAGACAAUUAAUUGGAAAGAUAAAAAAAUAGGGGCCCUAGAAAGACAGAAAGAUUACUUUGACUGCAUUAAGAAUGAGCGAGAUGAGCUCAGAGAGGAGUUGGCUGACCUGAAGGAAACAAUGAAGAGAGGAGAGAAACAUGGAUUAGUGAUAAUCCCAGAUGGCACACCAAAUGGUGAUAUAAACCAUGAAUCAGCAGUUGGUGCAAUAACAGUUGUAUCGCAGGAAGCUGCUCAAGUCUUGGAAUCUGCAGGAGAAGGACCGCUAGAUGUCCGGCUACGCAAAUUAGCUGGAGAAAAGGAAGAACUGCUGUCCCAGGUUAGAAAACUGAAGAUGCAAUUGGAAGAAGAAAGGCAGAAAUACUCUAAAAGUGAUGGCAUGAAUCCAGAUAUAGUAGGCUUAGAGAAUGGUUCUGACUUGCAACUGAUUGAAAUGCAGAGAGAUGCCAACAGACAAAUUAGUGAAUACAAGUUUAGACUUUCAAAAGCUGAACAAGACAUAACCACCUUGGAACAAAAUGUUGGACGGCUGGAGGGACAGGUUGCAAGGUAUAAAAAUGCAGCAGAAAAUGCAGAAAAGGUGGAAGAUGAACUCAAAGCUGAAAAGAGGAAGCUUCAGCGAGAGUUAAGAACAGCACUGGAUAAGAUAGAAGAGAUGGAGAUGACCAAUAGCCACUUAAUGAAAAGGCUGGAGAAGAUGAAGGCAAAUAGGACUGCGCUUCUAUCUCAACAGUGAAGUGGAAAUUGAAAAUACAAUGCACUGCUCCUUGAAUAACUAGCCCCUAGCUCAUUUUUAAAUACAGACUUUCAUUGGCACACACUAUGUGAACACAGAGUUGUUCAGUGGUGUUUUAGUUUCAUAAUUAAAUGACAUACUUCUUUUUGUAACUUAUGAGAAAAUGAAAUGUAGUUUGAAUUCCCUUGUGAAUAACAGCAAUUUUUCUGUAGCGUUUGAUUCUAGAGUCAGAGCUGGAGCACAAUGCUGUAUGUUCAACCUGGUGAUAGAAAACAUUUUCACAACUGUGGAAUCAAGUUUACUCACGAUCUCUUCUGGCUGCUUUAAUGAUGCUUGAUGCUCAGAGACAACUGCAUGAAUUCAAGACGACACUGUAUUAUAAACUUAACAUAUGUUUGCUCAAGACAUCACACAGCACAAGUGCCUUUUAUCUGGUGCAAUUUAGACUUCAUUGUUGAAAUAACCCUUGAAAUCAGAUAACAUUUUAUUUUAAGAUACAUUUGGGGUGUUCAAUGAACUUUAUACAUUUUGAAAAUGCAUUUUUGUAAAAUAUUUAAAUUUAUAAGAAAAUAAAUAGGGACUGUAUAUAAAAA
This is a messenger RNA of Meleagris gallopavo (turkey), 2789 nucleotides long. RefSeq names its product LRR binding FLII interacting protein 2 (gene LRRFIP2). The record is from RefSeq and is a predicted model, not a curated record. NCBI's taxonomy places the organism in Eukaryota, Metazoa, Chordata, Aves, Galliformes, Phasianidae. Gene Ontology annotation, biological process: regulation of DNA-templated transcription.